AUUUUAGGCAUAUUAAUGUUCGCACAGCAAAAAUUUUUUGCAUGUAAUGUACAUAAAUUUCCAACAAGUAAAGGGAAAGAGAUCAUUAGUACAGUUAUGGCUGGUUUCUUUUUAAAAGGAGGUAAAAAUAGAAAGAGGAAAAAUGCUGGAAAAACUCCAAUAGCAGUACGACAAAAGAAGAAAAGUAAAGAAGUUGUCAGUGACAAUGAUGAUUCAGAUUUGUCUGGUGCUGAAGAACUUGAAUCUAACCAAUCAGAAUCAGAAGAUGAAACAGCUCAAGAGAAACGAUUAAGACUGGCAAAAGAAUAUAUAAGUAAACUUGAACAUGAAGAAACGGAUAAACAGCUUGAUAAAGACAUUGACAAGGAAGCCAUUGCUCAUCGAUUGCAAGAAGAUGUUCUAGAAGAUGCUGGCCAUCUUGAAAAAUUCAUUGCUGAUACAAUAAAACCCAACAUGGAAAACAUAAAGAUUCUGCGUGGACACCAGCUACCUGUGACAUGUGUUGUUGUGUCACAUGAUAAUAAAUACAUUUUUUCUGCAUCAAAAGAUGGAACUAUAAUAAAAUGGGAUGUAACAUCCGGUGUUAAAUUGGGGAAAAUAUUGAACAAAGCAAAAACAAAAGAUCCAAAAAGCGAAUGCCACUCCGGACAAGUGCUGUGUUUAGCAUUAACCACUGAUUUUAAAUUUCUAGCCAGUGGUGGACAAGAUAUGUUAGUACUCAUAUGGAAUCCUGACACUCUUGCUUGGUUACACACAUUUAAAGGUCACCGUGAUAAUAUUUCUGGUUUGGCAUUUCAACAUAGAAAGCAUCAACUCUUCAGUGCUUCUAACGACAAAACAAUCAAAGUGUGGAGUUUAGAUGAGAUGGCAUAUGUAGAGACACUGUAUGGGCAUGAAGAUGCUGUUCUGGGGAUUGAUAGUCUGUAUCGUGAUCACGCUGUUAGUUGUGGAGGAAGAGAUAGAUCAGUUCAUCUUUGGAAAAUACCAGAAGAAUCCCAACUUGUCUUCCAAUCGUCGAAGGGUUCAUCAUUUGAUUGCAUCACAAUGCUAAAUGAAGAAUAUUUUUUAACUGGUGGUGACGAUGGAUCACUGUCAGUAUUUUUCGUGCGUAAGAAAAAACCAAUCACGUUAAGAAUGAACGCACAUCAAAAGAAAUCAGAAUCACCACGCACUUGUUGUGACGAAUCGUGGAUCACAGCUGUCACUUGUCUUCCGUAUACAGACUUAGUGGCGUCAGCAGGUUCAUGUGAUGGGUGCAUCAAAUUAUGGAGAUGUGAAAAAUCAUUCCGAGCAGUGAAAGAAAUUCAUUCGAUCCCAAUGCUUGGGUUUGUCAACUCUCUAAAAUUUUCAAGCAAUGGUGAUUUUUUGGUGGCUGGAGUGGGCCAAGAACACAGACUUGGACGCUGGUGGAAGAUCAAAGAAGCUCGAAAUUCAAUAUGCAUUAUACCGCUAGAUAAAAUAAGUUCUGAAGAAAAGAUUAAUAGACAGCAGACUGGAGAUAAAAAGAACAACAACAACAACAAUACAUAACUACUGACUUUGCGUGAACUGAAUUAUCGGAAUAUUUGUGAAGACACAGUGGUUUCCAGUUAUAGAAACACUUAGUGUGCAAGAAACUGUCAUCAUCAUAAACUGAUUAAUAAUAAUAUCGAAAAUAAUUACCAAAUUUUUACGAUUUUGUAUUAUUGUGCACGUUGAAAAGCAGUGGAAAUUUAUUACAGCCAACGGAAUGACAAAAAGCGUAUUCUGUUGGACCAUUUUCCAAAAAAUAAAAAGUUUUUUGCAGAAAGUCGAACAAUUUCAACUCAAACUAAACGUUUCUUUAUCACGUUUACACGCACGAUCUUUUUUUCGCGAAUUUUAAAAG
Molecule: messenger RNA, 1867 nt
Organism: Hydractinia symbiolongicarpus
Lineage: Eukaryota; Metazoa; Cnidaria; Hydrozoa; Anthoathecata; Hydractiniidae
Product: U3 small nucleolar RNA-interacting protein 2-like
Exons: 15
Coding region: 16-1530 (504 amino acids)
Cellular component (GO): small-subunit processome
Molecular function (GO): protein binding; snoRNA binding
Source: RefSeq, a predicted model, not a curated record